Molecule: messenger RNA, 1362 nt
Organism: Populus trichocarpa (black cottonwood)
Lineage: Eukaryota; Viridiplantae; Streptophyta; Magnoliopsida; Malpighiales; Salicaceae
Product: short-chain dehydrogenase reductase 2a
Exons: 3
Coding region: 83-949 (288 amino acids)
Molecular function (GO): oxidoreductase activity, acting on the CH-OH group of donors, NAD or NADP as acceptor
Source: RefSeq, a predicted model, not a curated record
UUUUCACCACAAUAUUCAUUAAAUCACCUCUCUCUCCCUCCCCCUCCCUGAUCCCUGAUCUCCCCCUCUCUCUCCUUCAACCAUGCUGGCUCAAGUGAUACCAGAGCAAACCCUUCAAGUUCAAGGGAUUGAUCAUGUCAUAGGCAAGGAUAACUCCUCAUCUCUCUCAUAUAAAAGGUUGGAGGGAAAAGUUGCGAUUAUAACAGGCGGUGCAAGAGGGAUUGGAGAGGCCACAGUGAAACUCUUUGUGAGGCAUGGAGCCAAGGUAGUGAUUGCUGAUAUUGAGGAUGCUAAUGGUAUUGCUUUAGCUGAAUCUUUAUCUCCUUCAGCAGUUUAUGUACGUUGUGAUGUGUGUUUAGAAGAAGAAAUAGAAAGUCUAAUCAACCUAACAAUUUCUCAAUACGGCCGGCUGGACAUUCUUUUCAACAAUGCUGGAGUUCUUGGCAAUCAAUCAAAGCACAAAAGCAUUAUCAAUUUUGAUGCUGAUGAGUUUGAUAAUAUCAUGAGAAUCAAUGUUAGAGGAGCUGCCCUUGGCAUGAAACAUGCAGCAAGAGUCAUGGUGCCUCGACGAAGUGGCUGCGUCAUUUCCACAGCUAGUGUAGCUGGUAUAAUUGGAGGGCUUGGACCUCAUGCAUAUACAGCUUCAAAACAUGCUAUUGUAGGGUUAACAAAGAACACAGCUUGUGAAUUAAGCAGAUAUGGGAUUAGGGUUAAUUGUAUAUCUCCUUUCGGGGUGGCUACUUCCAUGCUUGUUAAUGCAUGGAGGGGUUGCGAGGAAGAUGGAGAUGAUGAUGAGAAAUGCAUGGAUUUUGGUGCUCCAAGCGAGGAAGAAAUGGAGAAGAUGGAGGAACUUGUGAGAGGGCUUGGAAAUCUAAAGGGAGCAACACUAAAAGCUAAGGAUAUUGCCGAGGCUGCUCUUUAUCUUGCUAGUGAUGAAUCCAACUGCUGAGCAGAAUGGAGGAGGGCCUUUUUCAUCAUCAAAUCCAUAAAAUAUUUUGUAUCGAAACUUGUAGUUGAAUCAAAUGGUUUCGUAACAUGGUCUCCACCACUUUGCGGGCAAUUCUUGACCUCAAGGAGGGAACAAAAUUGGAGUACUCUAUACCAGGGCCAUUGUAAAUCUCGAUCGCAGAGAGUGACGCACCGAGCAAGUCCAGUUGAGUGAGAUGCUGAGACGACAACUACAUCCUGGAAGUCUAGUCCAUGAGAUCGGUAGAUGGAAAGAAGCUGCGAGAAGUUGAAAAUUAGGAGGGGCGGAUUGCUGUUCACGUCAUUUUUGCUUGCUGUUCUUGAAUCAUUUCUUCCUAAAUAAGCUGUGUGGGUGCAUGAAGGAUCCCCCUAGCCACACACAGAACCGAGGCAGAU